Messenger RNA from Athalia rosae (coleseed sawfly), 7590 nucleotides. It is a transcript of the gene kuz, whose product is annotated as disintegrin and metalloproteinase domain-containing protein 10. The transcript has 16 exons. Gene Ontology annotation, molecular function: metalloendopeptidase activity. The coding region runs from base 636 to 3347 and encodes 903 amino acids. Lineage: Eukaryota; Metazoa; Arthropoda; Insecta; Hymenoptera; Athaliidae. The record is from RefSeq and is a predicted model, not a curated record. Gene Ontology annotation, biological process: membrane protein ectodomain proteolysis; Notch signaling pathway. Gene Ontology annotation, cellular component: plasma membrane.
UUGCUUCUGUUGACCACCGCGUGGUGGUUUCCUCUGUGGUUUCGAGCUCUCACAACUCUCCCGCCCGUCUGGAAGUAGCUUGAAAAUACAUCUCGACCCGAUGGCCCGCAGAUGAAGCUCGAAUUAAAAAUAGGAUAGCGUCGACCGAAGUACCAUUGGAAGUACCAAUCUUCAGUCAACCGAGUCAACAACGGUCAGCGCCAAUCAGCGCGUUAACUGAUGAUUGGUAUCAGUCAACCGUUGACUGAACGCAGUCAACGAGUCAACGAUCAGGGCAGCGGAUCAUCGUUUCAGCGGCCGAUUGAAAGCGCCGCCUUCUGGAUCUAUCACGUGAGCGUCGCUGUCGGCCAUUUCGGUGGCAGCCAUUUUUGGGUUAGUAACUGAGUGAGUUGAUGCCGUUCAGGUAACGUUCAUGCGCAGAGCGUGACAGUCAGGACAGACAAAGGUUCCCGUCAGUAGCUCGCGAUGGUGAUGAUGUGUUGAGGAAACAGUCAGCUGUAAACCGUAAAUUCGUGAUGGCUUAGACGUAUGUGGGUAAAAGUGUAGCGCGCCAUUGUGAGAUUAAUUGAUAUUAAGUUAUCAUCAUACGAAAAAGUGUGGUGGAGUAUAAUAAUCAUUAGUUCGGUGCGUGCGAGAUGGUUACGAUGUUCAGUGAGUGCGGAUACGUCCUGUUCCUGCUACUCCUCGUCCCCUACAUUGAAAGCGCUCGCCGGCUGAACGAAUACAUACGUCAUUACGAGCCCCUCUCGUAUCCCACGGAAGAAGUGCACCGUGGUCAUCUACGUGCGAAGAGAUCCGUGACACGUGACAAUGCGGUGACAUUUAAAUUUCGUGCUCACGGCAGAGACUUCCACAUCCGUUUAAAAAGAGACUUAACAACUUUUAGUGAUAAUUUAGUGAUACUCGGACCUUCCGGAAAAGAGGAGGAUUUCGACACCUCCCACAUCUACGAGGGUCACGUACUGGGGGAGUCUGGUAGCCAUGUGUUCGGAAGCAUCAGCGACGGAGUCUUUCAUGGUAAAAUUAUCUCGCCAAGCAGCGGUGGUUGGUACAUUGAAAAAGCUCAUCACUACUUCCCGCCGCACGAAAUCAACGAAACGUUGCACUCGGUCAUCUACCACGAGAACGACGUCGACGAUCCAUACGCAAAUAUCCGAGAAGGACAUUCGUCGGGUUGCGGCGUGACAGAGGAAAGAGUGCAAUGGAUGGACGCGGUGCAAAAUUCCGGUGAACCAGAUCCGCAACCUCCGCCUACUUUACCCGGUAAAAAAUCGAGAAAACACGUAGAAACUAUUAAAGUUGAUCCGUGGACAGGAGACAACGAGGAACCUGGCCACAAAUAUUCCAGACAGGCAAAUGAGCCUGGAAAUUCUAGAACUAGAAGAACGCGGAGAGCCACGCGGCCAAAGGAAGACAACAAAAAUACCACCUGCUCCUUAUUCAUUCAAACGGACCCCCUCAUAUGGAGGCACAUAUCCGAACAACUUCACGGAGACCCAGAAAAGACGAAAGAAGAAAUACUUUCGCUUAUUUCACAGCACGUAACGGCAGUGAAUUAUAUUUAUAGAGAUACCAAAUUUGAUGGUCGUUCAGAUCAUCGUAACAUAAAAUUUGAAGUUCAAAGAAUAAAGAUUGACGACGACACUCCAUGCACACCGACUUCAAAUUAUGCGGAGGCGAAUCCGUUCUGCAUGGAAAAUAUCGACGUCAGUAACUUUUUGAAUCUACAUUCACUCGGUAACCACGAAGCCUUCUGUCUUGCCUACGUCUUCACUUACAGAGAUUUUACCGGAGGUACUUUAGGCUUGGCUUGGGUAGCCUCUGCAUCAGGUGCAUCGGGUGGUAUUUGUGAAAAAUAUAAAACUUAUACAGAAACAGUUGGCGGAAUGUACCAAUCGACUAAAAGAUCCUUGAACACUGGAAUCAUCACAUUCGUAAACUACAACAGUAGAGUGCCCCCAAAAGUAUCCCAGUUGACGUUGGCUCAUGAAAUCGGUCAUAACUUUGGAUCGCCGCACGACUUUCCUCCAGAAUGCAGACCAGGAGGACCACAUGGAAAUUACAUAAUGUUCGCAUCGGCGACCAGUGGAGAUAGACCGAAUAAUAGCAAGUUCUCAAAGUGCAGCAUAGGAAAUAUCAGCAACGUUUUGGACGCAAUGGAAGAUAAUAAAAAGAGAAACUGCUUCUCUGCAUCCGCCGGUGCAUUCUGUGGGAACAAAAUUGUCGAAGCUGGUGAAGAAUGUGAUUGUGGAUACGAUGAUGAAGAAUGUGUGGAUAAAUGUUGCUAUCCGCGUGAAAUAUCAGAUCACGAAAAAAUGAGAAAUAAAACGGCAAAGGGAUGCCAAAGGAAAAACGGAACGCAAUGCAGCCCCAGUCAAGGACCUUGCUGCUCGAGCGAUACUUGCCAAUUCGUACCCUACAUCAGCAAAUCUCAAUGCAAGGGGCCUACGGAAUGCAGUUACGAUUCAGUGUGCGAUGGUAAAUCAUCGGAAUGUCCAGUACCGUUACCAAGAGCAAACAAAACGAGAUGUAAUGAGGAUACACAGUUAUGCAUUAAUGGUGAGUGCACUGGAUCGAUAUGUUUGGAAUGGAAUCUAACAGAGUGUUUCUUGACCAGCACUAUUAUUCCAAACAUCGACAAAAGAAAGUUAUGCGAAUUAGCUUGUCAGAAUGGUACUGACGGAUCGACCUGUCGUAGUACCAGUGAGUUUGCACACUCCGUAGGACUUCCUACUGGAGGAAUAAGUCUGAGACCAGGAUCUCCCUGCGAUAAUUUUCAGGGUUAUUGCGACGUUUUCUUCAAAUGCAGAGCAGUUGAUGCUGAGGGACCGUUAGCAAGAUUAAAGAACCUCUUGUUCAACAAAGAAACAUUGAGAACAGUGGCUCAAUGGGUUACGGAGCGCUGGUGGGCGGUACUUUUAAUGGGGAUAGCAUUCAUAAUUUUCAUGGGUUUAUUUAUAAAAUGUUGUGCUGUACAUACGCCUUCUAGUAACCCUAAAAAACCACCGGCAAGACGGAUUAGCGAGACGCUAAGAAGGCCGAUGAACACUCUAAGGAGAAUGCGACAUCCACAUGGAGGUGGCGGUGCUGGUCCACGAAGUAUUCCUCCAAGACAAGCUCCAGGGGGUCAUGGUUCAAGAGCACCAUCGCAUGGUUAUGGAGAAGGAAGAGGAGCUCAGUAUUAUCCUCCCAAAGGCUAUCGCUCGGUUCCCACAGCUAGUGCGCCACCAGCAGCAGGGGGUUAUGGGCGGUCCAAUCAUCCCGAACUGUAUGCAGGUGCCUAUUCGGGUUCCGGAGGAGGUGGGAGGGGCACAGCCUAUGAGAUGAGGCAUCACAACAAGGUUUGAUGACAUUAGUUAAAGAGUGUCGCAGACCUAUUAUCGGUGUGACUUUUGUGAAACCAAUUUCCAUGGUUGACCAUACAUCAUUCGGACAUUGUUGCUCGUGACAAGAGUAACUCGAGAGAGUAUUGAAGAGAGCUGGAUGCUAAUUUGAGUAACAUUAUUGUUCAUCUGCAUUGAGAUUAAAUUCAAUUUCAAAUGGCAAAACUUACAACAUAAUUUAGGUUUGAAUAAUGAUAUUCAUUAAUUAGCAGACCGUAUAUCACUCCAGAAAUUCGAUGAACAGGUCUUCUUACAUGCUGUAUUUGACCUGAGCAUCCGUGCUCUUUUUUUUAUAUUAUAUACCAGUAGAUUCCACGAUGUGAGUAGUAAUUAUAAUAAUAGCCAUGGUCACACUGCCCUAAUGAAAGCUAAGAUAAAAAGAAAAAACCUACCACGGUUGAAGUAUUUAAAGAAAAAAAUUUCCCCAAUACCUCCUCAAAGUCAAAAUGCGAGCAAAUUUCGACCACGAUGGCUCGAAUAGAAACCAUUUUCGCUCAUUGAGCUUUGCUUCCAAACAGACGUAUGAAAAUCAUGUAUGGGAUGAUCGAAUAGAACUUAAGUAUGACAAUAUUGUAAAGUUGUGAUCUAGGGGCAGGGCAGAGGGGGAGUUGAACUACCGAAUUUCUCGUUUCGCUAUGUUUGAUUCUUUCCUUUAGAGUAUUAACCCUUUAUGCAAUAUAUAUGUUAUGUAAGUUUGAAACCGCGAGUUAUCUUCUUUCUUUCCAAAAUACAUUUUUUACAAUAUCGUCAUCUCAUCUACUCAAAGCAAUGAUCACAUACCGAUAUUAAAUAAAAAAAAAUUCUCAUGUGUUUAACUCAAUAACAAAACAAAAAAAAAAUCUUAGCUGUGAUAUUAAUAGUAUAGAAAACAGAUAGCAAUUUUUCUACGUGUUGCCGUAACUGAUGUAACGUUUUAUGACCACAGCCAAGCCGUAGAACAUUACGAAUACUAUAUCUUUCGUUUCAAUAAAUUCUCUUUGAUAACAAAAAAAUUAAAUACUUCGUUGCAUGUUCACCGCUUACAUAUGAAUACAUCCAACCAUAUAAUUUACCAGCAAAAAACUAAGCAGACUUCGUUCAAAACAAUGAUAACUUGGGAUACAAUAACGGAGUAUUAUUUAAUUUAAUCUAUCGUUGUUUUCUCUUAGCAAAGUUGCGGUCAAGUUAAUAUAUGCACAUACCUAUACGGUCUGACUAGGAAGCAGAACUUAUGUUUUGACAUAAAACCGAUGUUGAAUUUUUGUUCAUUACAACUAAUCUAUUAACAAAAAUCGGAACAUCGGCCGAAUAAAGAAUAAUUGAGGACGCGAGCCUUGGUCGAACUAGAAUCCAGCAUUACCAAACCAUUGCAGGUCAUUCAUUUGAUCUCUGUACCAUUUUAGUAUACUAAUUAUUAUGUAUUAUUCUUAUAUUAAUUUUUAUUAGCCAAUUGAAGUGAGUGGAGCUAUGAAAGAUGGUGAAAAAAAGUAACUGAGCAUUUUAUAGUAAUACUCAAUCUAUAAUUAAUAUUAUUACGGUUAUCAUGAUAUUAUUAUUACUAUUAUUAUUAUCAUCAUUAAUUAGUUUAAUGCAAUUAUUAUUACUGAUUAUUAUUAUUGGUAAAUUGUAAAUGAUAUUUGAAUAGCAUUAUUAUUAUAUAUCACGUGGUUUUAGUCAGUCAGCACAACUUUUUUAAAGAAUUUAAAUAAACAAAAACCACAAAUGAAAAAAGUAACUGACUUUGAUUGUUUUAUUUUUUCAAUGAGUGCUUUUAGUUUACUCUAAUAAUUUUUAAAUUUUGAUCAAGUAAUUAUUAAAUAUAAAAACAAAUUUACAACUUACAUAGUAUUAAAUUGAAUAGCAUCCCAUUUUAAUCAAAGGCUGAUCGAAUAUACAUAUUUAAGUUCUAUAAGAAUCUAUAAACUCAUUGCCGCGAGACACAAUUGUCAUCAAUAUUAUAAUGUAUGAUUCCUAUACUUUCUUUUCUCGUCUUGUAGCCACUUACAUAAAGCCAAUCCCUUUAUGGGCUAGGAGUACAGUAUUUGAUGGAUUUAAAACCUUCCAUUUUUACGAACGUUGAUCAUUUAGUCAUUUAUGUUAUAAUAAUUUUUAUUUUAACUAUAUAAAGCAAAAAGUAUAAUGGAAAAAAACGACAAACAAAAACAUGCCUUCGCCAAUUUUUUCUGUUUGAAUUAUGAUUAUUCAAUAAUUAUGGGUUUUACUUAUGGAGUAUGUACAAGGCGGACAGACCAGCUGUAAUAGCCGCAAAAUACUAUUUUUCUAUAACUGGGAAUGGAACUAUAUUUGUGGCUGGCAAAAUUUCGGUAGAAUAAAAAUAAGACAUGCCAAUUUCAAUUCAUGUCGGGAGAAUUAGCUAUGAGUUAUCGGUGGUAUAGCGACGUUUAUAAUUCUUACAGUUGUACAGAGUUUAAUUGACUCGAUUGAGAAACAUCCCCGGUAGCUUGAUUCCCGGCAAUUAUUGGCGUUAGCUGUACUGAUUGUUUUUGGAAUUUGACUAUUCGUUAGUGUCUGAAAACGAAACGAGGACUAAAAUCUUAAAUUCAAAGUAAAAUACACCACGUAGCUAAAACAAAAGGCCAGCCAAGUUUCUGUAUCCAAAGUUCGUCAAGUACAUCAGUGGUAUAUGGAAAAUGUACAAUAGGCGCAAUGUGAUUUUUAAGCGGAUUGUAUGAUGAAACCAUUAUAUGAGAGAAUACACUCGUGUAAAUAUAAUAUUAAUAUUAUAAAAUAUAAUUAUAUAACGAUAACACAAGGUAAAGUGAAUAAUAAAUACUUGUUUUUAUAUCAGAUCUGUACUAUAGCAAAAUAUAAUUAUUCUGUAUUUUGUAAUCGAGAACAGCAUAAUGUAAUCAUACCACAGACGUGUGUAAAAAACCAACAAAAUAUGAAUACAUUUAUAUAUAUGUAUAUCAGGCUCAACUGUAGCUAGCGCAUCAUAAAAAUCUCAAGAAGUAGCUCUGGACAUUAUCAUAGUGCAAAAUUACUAGCUGACCUCAUUCUAUGUGUACGUACGCAUAUAAUUUACUUUGAUAUUCCAAGAAACCAUAACAUUAGUACGAUAAUCAAUAUAUAUUCAUCGAAAUCGGCUGUUCUAAUGUUCCACAGUAUUCGCUGAUACAAUUACCGAUAAUUAAACACAACCAAAUAUCGUACUAUUUCUAAUCAUUUUUCGAAUAGAUGCACACGAUCACAAAAAGAAACCUGCAUAACUGGAACUGUAAAUAUCUGGCAAAUAUGGUGCUAUAAGUUGAUCCCAUUAAUACCCACAGAGGUGCUCAGUCACUCGAUUAUUACUAGUGUUAGACUUAUUCUUGAAAUUUUUCGCAAUACUCCGAUUCCAGAGAAAACGCUGAAAUGUAUGAUCGUGUGAUGAUUGUUCGAUGAUAUGCAAUAAAAUGCAGUGAAUGAAUUUUCAUCCCGCUAUUCACCGCCCAAAAAAUUGUAAGAAGAAUCAAGAAAUACCUCGAGAAAUACUUUAUGAAAAAGCAAGUCUCUUGAAUGAUUUUACGAAGAUAGAAUGGGGUCAAGCUCUUGAUACAAAUCGCUUGUGUGCGUGUGAAGUGUAACAAUAAAUUUUAAUAAUCCUUUGUUCCAAAAGCAAAAAAAAAGCAGAAAAACAUAUUGAAUACCUACGCUUAGGCUAUUUAGUUCAAUCGUGAUGCGAUACUCUAUCACUUGUACAUAUUGUUAGUACUCGGAACAAAUUAAAAAUUAUAUUUUUUCUAACAAUCCAAAAAUCAUAUAUCUUAUCAAUAAAAACGCAACUGGAUUUUUUUUCGUAUUUUUCUGUAAGUACAUCAAAUCUUCUUUAAUGAAUUUAGCAUUCGAUUUGGUUCUGCAAAACAAAUUUACCGACAAGUUACUUGAACAUUAGGUGAAGAACCUUAGGGCUCUCAUGCUGAGAAGCGGAUGGUUAAAAGGGGGAUAAUACAAAAUAGGAACAAUACUGCCAGCGUAUGUGAAUGUUAAGUUUCGAAUUCUUCACCGUAUAAUUGCGUAUAAUUAUGCAUGAUAACUGACCAAUUGCCUGACUGUAGUCUGAGAAAACUCACCUUUCUUAACCCAAGAAAAAUGUUUAGGACGUGGCAUGUUUUAAAAAUAUGAAUACAAACAUAAUUGUGAAUAUCUUUUGUGUUACGUUAAUGUGAUUAUAGAAACAUUGUAAAAAAAAAAAAUUAAUAAAGCGUACAUUUUACAUUUAAACAUA